Messenger RNA from Morchella importuna, 438 nucleotides. RefSeq lists its product as uncharacterized. Lineage: Eukaryota; Fungi; Ascomycota; Pezizomycetes; Pezizales; Morchellaceae. Bases 1 to 438 code for a protein of 145 amino acids. The transcript is spliced from 2 exons. The record is from RefSeq and is a predicted model, not a curated record.
AUGCACGACAUCCCCGGAACCCUCAAAUGGGAGAUCGACCGUUCCGAUUGCUUUGAUUUUGUUCGCGACCUGCGCAUGGGUGUCUGGAACAGACUACACCAUAUUGCCUUUCGCACAGCGUUAGGGACAAAGAUUAAGGCUAUACUGUUGAAGAAGGCGAUGGAUUUGCCUGGAAUUGAGAGCCUGGGUGAUGAACACUGCUCAAUGUCGGAACUGGAGGCCAAGAUCAAGGAGGCAAGUGAAAAGGAUGAGCGCAUGAAGAAUGAGCUCAAGAUCCUUAAGAUAUGCAAUGAGGAUGCGAAGCUGCAAAUUCAGAGGCUCAAGGCGAUGAACGCAGGGAAGUUUGUGAGGGCGAGGAUUAUGGUACAAAAUGCGCAGAGUUCACGUCUUAAAAACAUCACACGCCAGAGCGCAGCGAGGGUAGAGAACAAGAAUUAA